Messenger RNA from Talaromyces stipitatus ATCC 10500, 972 nucleotides. RefSeq names its product triacylglycerol lipase, putative. The transcript has 8 exons. The coding region runs from base 1 to 972 and encodes 323 amino acids. NCBI's taxonomy places the organism in Eukaryota, Fungi, Ascomycota, Eurotiomycetes, Eurotiales, Trichocomaceae. The record is from RefSeq and is a predicted model, not a curated record. Gene Ontology annotation, molecular function: triacylglycerol lipase activity.
AUGAGGGCAGCCUAUAACCCAGCCAGAUUGAGUACUGCACUGAGACUCUCUGUCCGCACCUUUUCUACAUCGUAUCCCAAACAUGUCCGCGGCGAUAAGACUGACCCGCGCUUCUCCAGCUUGGGUCAAUUAAUUGAGGACAAAUUCGCCCAUAUACAAGAAGACUACGAACGUCCCAAAAAUGCAAUUGUCCUUGCCCAUGGUUUGUUAGGGUUCGCCGAACUCAAACUCGCGGGAGACCUUCUCCCGCCGAUUGAGUAUUGGCAUGGUAUCAAGAAUGCCUUGAAUAUGAAAGGGAUCAAGGUGAUUACGACGACUGUGCCGCCUUAUGGCUCAAUUGAGAAGCGAGCCGAGGCUUUGGUUGAGGAUAUUGCUGCGGAGGCCAACGGGCAGGAUGUGAAUAUCAUUGCAGGGCUCGACUCCCGGUAUAUGGUGAGCAGACUGAGGCCGACAGAAUUCAAAGUCCGGUCUUUGACAACCAUUGCUACCCCGCAUCGAGGAUCCGUGAUUGCCGACCACUUCAUGGAGCGAGUUGACGCCCAUGUAACUCGACUGCGCAAGCUCUCAAAAUCUGUCGACCGGAUAACUUCCGAAGCACAGGCAUUCAACCAAUUAACACGGAAAUAUCUCGCGGACGAGUUCAACCCUAAUGUGCCAGAUGUCGAGGAUGUCCGGUACUUCUCCUACGGCGCAAUGUUCCAACCAGGCCUGUUCAACAUCUUCCGACCGUUUCAUCGCAUACUGGAAGAGGUCGAAGGUCCUAAUGACGGCCUCGUCAGUGUUGCUAGCAGUAAAUGGGGCGGUGACUCGGGCUAUAAAGGUACGCUUGUGGGUGUGAGUCAUCUGGACUUGAUAAACUGGUCCAAUCGCAUCCAGUGGAUGCUGGGUGAGUUGACAGGGAAUAAGAGGAAAUUCAAUGCCAUUGCUUUCUAUCUAGAUAUUGCAGAUAUGUUGGCAAAGGAGGGUCUAUAA